AUGUCCGUAAUCAUUAUAAUAAAAUAUGAUUGUAUUAGAGAAUUCUCAAGAUUGUACUGGGAACAUAUUCAUAGCAGAGAUGAAGCACCUAUUGUUCCCAUAUAUGAUGUCAGCGACCGCAGUGACAUUGAAGAGGGCAUAUCUCUUCCAGUAAAUCUGUUCAGGAGAUUUUUCUCAGAUGAGCUCUUGGAUAUGGUUGUUCAGCAGUCUAAUCUAUAUGCAGUUCAACAAAAUACUAACAAACCAUUAAAUCUAGAUAGGUCAGAGCUAGAACAAUGGUUAGGAUUGUGUAUGAUCAUGUCUGUCAGUAAAAUACCUAAUACGAGAUUGCACUGGUCAAGCUUUACUGUGGGAAGUGAACAGAUCAGUUCAGUUAUGAGCAGAGACAGGUGGGAGGAAAUAAAGGUAAAUUUGCACCUUACUGAUAAUUCCCAAAUAGAUCCAAAUGACAAACUAUCAAAAGUUAGACCUUUACUCGAACACCUGAGAUCCAAAUUCAAAGAAAUCCCCAUGACUGAAUAUCUAUGUGUAGAUGAGCAGAUGGUACCUUUCAAGGGGAAUUCAUCUAUGAAACAAUAUAUUCCUAAGAAACCACAUAAACGUGGAUACAAGAUAUUUGUUUUGGCAGAUGAUAUGGGAAUGGUGUAUGAUUUCAUGCCAUAUGUUGGUAAAAUAGAGCCUGUAAAUAAUCCAAAUGUUCCAGAUCUGAAACCAAGUGCUAACUCGGUGCUCCAUCUUGCUGAGUCCAUACCCCCCUUCAAGAAUCACAAAUUAUAUUUUGAUAAUUGGUUUACCUCCCUCCCUCUCAUAGAUCACUUAGCUUCACGGGGUAUAUGGUGUAGUGGGACUGUUCAACAAAACAGAUUACAAAGCCUGACGUUCAAAUCAGAUAAGCAACUUCAAGCUUAUGGGCGUGGGUCUCAUGAUGAAUGGGAAACAGUGUAUGAGGAUGGUAACAAAAUAACAGCUCUGAAAUGGUUUGACAACAAAGCAGUGCAUCUUGUAUCUACAUUUGCCACUUCAUUCCCAUUCGACAAGUGCACAAGAUUUGACAGAAAAAUAAAAGAAAGAGUAGAAGUUGCUAGACCAUUCAUUGUCAGGGACUACAAUACACAUAUGGGUGGGGUAGAUUUACAUGAUCACUGA
This is a messenger RNA of Penaeus monodon (black tiger shrimp), 1146 nucleotides long. RefSeq names its product piggyBac transposable element-derived protein 3-like. The record is from RefSeq and is a predicted model, not a curated record. Bases 1 to 1146 code for a protein of 381 amino acids. Lineage: Eukaryota; Metazoa; Arthropoda; Malacostraca; Decapoda; Penaeidae. The transcript has 2 exons.